This is a messenger RNA of Lepus europaeus (European hare), 8224 nucleotides long. RefSeq names its product GRIP and coiled-coil domain containing 2 (gene GCC2). Gene Ontology annotation, biological process: late endosome to Golgi transport. The record is from RefSeq and is a predicted model, not a curated record. The transcript is spliced from 23 exons. Bases 69 to 5123 code for a protein of 1684 amino acids. Lineage: Eukaryota; Metazoa; Chordata; Mammalia; Lagomorpha; Leporidae. Gene Ontology annotation, cellular component: Golgi apparatus.
CGGAAGCGCGGCGGCGGCCGAGGUGCUGCUGGGUUACGGGGCCGCGGGCAGCCGGCGGGCGGCGGACGAUGGAGGACCCUGCGCAGGAUGGCACGGCCGCACCCAGCACCCCCGGGACCGGGAAGUCGAAGCUGGAAACGCUGCCCAAGGAAGAUCUCAUCAAGUUUGCCAAGAAGCAGAUGAUGCUAAUACAGAAAGCUAAAUCAAGGUGUACAGAAUUGGAGAAAGAAGUUGAGGAACUCAAAUCAAAACCUGUUGCUGGAGGAACUGAUGACAUUAUUAAGGCACUAACCGAACGUCUGGAUGCUGUUCUUCUGGAGAAAGCAGAGAGUGAACAGCAGUGUCUUUCUCUGAAGAAGGAAAAUAUUAAAAUGAAGCAAGAGGUUGAGGAUUCUGUAACUAAGAUGGAAGAUGUGCGGGAGGAGUUUGAACGGUCACAUAGACACUACGUGAAAGAAAUUGAAACUCUGAAAAAUGAGUUGUUGGUAGUACAUUCCAAACACAGUGAAGAUAAAGCUAGCUUGCAAAAAGAACUGGAAGCAGCAACAAAUAAACAAUUAGAACUUUCAGAACAACUUAAAAUUCAGAAUGACUCUGAGGAUAAUGUUAAAAAGCUACAAGAAGAAAUACAGAAAAUUAGACCAGCUUUUGAGGAGCAAAUCUUAUAUUUACAGAAGCAGUUAGAAGCUGUGACUGAUGAAAAGAAACAAGAAAUUGCUCACCUCCAAAAAGUUAUUGAGUCUAAUUCUCAGCACUACCAAAAAGAUAUAAGUAGUUUGCAAGAAGAGCUUUUCCAGUUGAAAGCUACACACCAAGAAAAGGUCAAAGAAUUGAUGUGCCAAAUUGAAACAUCAGCUAAGGAGCAUGAAACAGAAAUAAAUAAGUUAAACCAACUAAACGAAAACUUAGUAAAGCAGUGUGAGGCAAGUGAGAAGAAUAUUCAGGAGAAAUAUGAAUGUGAAUUAGAAAACUUGAAGAAAGCCACCUCAAAUGCAAACCAGGAAAGUCAGAUAUGUUCUGUGCUCUUAAAAGAAGAUACUGUUGUAGAACAGGUAGUAAACGAAAAAGUCAAACACUUAGAAGAUACCUUAAAAGAACUGGAAUCUCAACAUAGUAUAUUAAAAGAUGAGGUAACCUAUAUGAAUAAUCUUAAAUUAAAACUUGAAAUGGAUGCCCAACAUGUAAAGGAUGAGUUUUUUCAUGAGCGGGAAGACUUAGAGUUUAAAAUUAAUGAACUGUUACUAGCUAAAGAAGAUCAGGGCUGUAUAAUUGAAAAAUUAAAAUCUGAGCUAGAAGAUUUAAAUCGACAGUUUUACUGUACUGUAGAAAAACAUGACAAAGAAGUACAGAGUCUUAAGGAUCAGUAUCAAAAAGAAAUAUCAGAACUAAAUGAAACAUUUCUGUCAAGUUCAGAAAAAGAAAAAUUAGCAUUAAUGUUUGAAAUACAGGGCCUUAAAGAACAAUGUGAAAACCUACAGCAAGAAAAGCAAGAAGCAAUCUUAAAUUAUGAGAGUUUGCGAGAGAUUAUGGAAAUUUUACAAACAGAGCUAGGAGAAUCUGCUGGAAAAAUAAGUCAGGAAUUUGAGUCAAUGAAGCAGCAACAAGCAUCUGAUGUUCAUGAACUUCAGCAGAAACUCAGAACUGCUUUCAAUGAGAAAGAUGCUCUUCUUGAAACUGUGAAUCAGCUCAAAGGAGAAAAUGAAAAGUUACUGUCUCUACAAGACUUCGUACCAGAACUUGAAAAUACCAUAAAGAACCUUCAAGAAAAGAAUGAAGAGUACUUAGUUAGCCUCAGUCAGAGAGAUACCAUGUUACAAGAAUUGGAAGCAAAGGUAAACUCCUUCACUGAGGAAAAGGAUGAUUUCCUAAAUAAAAUAAAAAAUUCUCAUGAAGAGGUAGAUAAUCUCCAUGAAAAAUAUGAAAAGCAGGAAAGAUUGAUUAUAGAACUUGAGGAGAAAGUGGAACAGACUACCCAGUACAACAGUGAAUUAGAGCAAAAGGUAAAUGAAUUAACAGGACAACUAGAAGAAACUUUAAAAGAAAAGAACCAAAAUGACCAGCAAAUAGAAAAACUAAUGGUUCAAGUUAAAACUCUCUCUGAAGACCAAGAAGCGUUGGCAUCUGAAGUGAAGUCUCUUAAUGAAGAGAAUAAUAGACUAAGUUCAGAAAAGAACCAGUUGAGUAAGGAUUUGGAAGCUCUUUUAUCUCGAAAAGAUGAUGUUAUCCUUAAAGAACGUAUUACUGAAUUAGAAAAGAAGCUUCAGUUAACAGUUGAAGAGCGAGACAAUUUAAGUAAACUGUUUGAAAGUGAACAAGCUCAGAAGUUAUUUGUCAAAACACAGUUGUAUGGUUUUCUUAAACAGAUGGGAUUGGAAGUUUCAGAAGAAAAUGAAGAGCAAGAUGCUAUAAGUGUCCUACAAACCAUAGGUGAAGCCUUAGCAAAAUCAAAUGAGGAAAAACAUAACUUGUCUUCUCAAUAUGAUGAAAAGGUAUUAGAGCUAGAAAAAAAUAUUAAGUUCCUUCAGGAAGAGAAUGUAGUUCAAUGUGAAGAACUUAGAUGUUUAUUAAGAGACUAUGAGCAAGAGAAAGCUCUCUUAAGGAGAGAGUUAGAAGAAACCAUGUCAGAAAAGGAGUCUCUGCAAUUUGAUCUUCUAGAAAUGAAAAAUGCCAAUGAAAAAACAAGACUUGAAAAUCAGAAUCUUUUAAUUCAGGUUGAAGAAUUGUCUCAAAAGUAUGACAAAAAUGAAACCCAUAAUGAAAAAGACUCUUUGAUAAUGGAACAGGAAAACCUAAGGUCAUCACUGGAACAAAAAGAAUCUGAAUUACAAGAUGUGAGAGCAGAGUUGAUGUUAUUAAAGGAUUCUUUAGAGAAAACACCUAUAAAAACUGAUCAGCACUCCCCAAUGAAAGAGCUGGAAGAAAAAAUCGGAAAUCUGGAAAAAGAAUCCAAAGAGAAGGAGGAGAAAAUAAGUAAGAUAAAACUAGUUGCUGUGAAGGCAAAGAAAGAACUAGAUUCUAGCAGGAAAGAGGCCCAGAAUCUGAAGGAAGAACUUGAAUCUGUUCGGUCAGAAAAGGAUCAGUUGUCUGCUUCUGUCAGAGAUCUCAUCCAAGGAGCGGAAAGCUAUAAGAAUCUUUUGUUAGAAUAUGAUAAGCAGUCAGAGCAGUUGGAUGUGGAAAAAGAGCGUGCUAAUAAUUUUGAACAUCAUAUAGAAGACCUUACAAAACAAUUAAGAAAUUCAACUUUUCAGUGUGAAAAAUUAAAUUCAGAUAAUGAAGACCUCCAGGCUCGAAUUGAGACACUACAGUCCAAUGCUAAGUUAUUAGAAGUACAAAUUUUAGAAGUCCAGAGAGCCAAAGCAAUGGUAGACAAAGAAUUGGAAGCAGAAAAACUUCAGAAAGAGCAGAAGAUACAGGAACAUACCAGUACUGUAAAUGAACUUGAAGAACUUCAGCUACAACUUCAACUGGAAAAGAAACAGCUCCAGAAAACCAUGCAAGAAUUAGAGCUAGUUAAAAAGGAUGCCCAACAAACUACAUUAAUGAAUAUGGAAAUAGCUGAUUAUGAACGUUUGAUGAAAGAACUAAAUCAAAAGUUAACCAAUAAAAAUAGCAAAAUAGAAGAUUUGGAGCAAGAAAUAAAAAUUCAAAAACAGAAACAAGAAACCCUACAGGAAGAAAUGACUUUACUGCAGACUUCAGUGCAACAAUAUGAAGAAAAAAACACCAAAAUCAAGCAAUUGCUGGUGAAAACCAAGAAAGAGCUGGCAGAUUCAAAGCAAGCAGAAACUGAUCACUUAAUACUUCAAGCAUCUUUAAAGGGUGAGCUGGAGGCCAGCCAACAACAAGUAGAAGUCUAUAAAAUUCAGCUGGCUGAAAUAACAUCCGAGAAACACAAGAUUCACGAGCACCUGAAGACAUCUGCAGAGCAGCACCAGCGCACUCUGAGCGCCUACCAGCAGAAGGUGACGGCUCUGCAGGAGGAGAGCCGCACCGCCAAGGCGAAACAAGCUGCUAUAACCUCUGAAUUUGAGAGCUACAAAGUCCGAGUCCAUAACGUUCUAAAACAACAGAAAAAUAAAUCCACGUCUCAGGCUGAAACUGAGGGAGCUAAGCAAGAAAGGCAACACCUGGAAAUGCUGAUUGACCAACUAAAAAUCAAAUUACAAGAUAGCCAGAACAACUUACAAGUCAAUGUGUCCGAACUUCAAGCACUCCAGUCCGAGCACGAUGCUCUGCUCGAGAGGCACAACAGGAUGCUACAGGAAACUGUGUCCAAAGAGGCGGAACUCCGGGAGAAGUUGUGUUCCAUACAAUCCGAGAACAUGACACUGAAAUCUGAACACACGCAGACGGUGAGUCAACUGACGUCCCAGAACGAGGCCCUUCGCAGCAGCUUCCGAGAGCAAGUGCGACAUCUGCAGGAAGAGCACAGGAAAACAGUGGAGACGUUGCAGCAGCAGCUCUCCAAGGUGGAAGCCCAGCUCUUCCAGCUUAAGAGUGAGCCGACCACAAGAAGCCCAGCUUCUUCCCACCAGUCUUUGAAGAACCUUCGAGAAAGGAGAAACACAGAUCUCCCACUCCUAGAUAUGCACACUGUGACCCGGGAAGAGGGAGAAGGAAUGGAGACAACGGAUACCGAGUCUGUGUCUUCUGCUGGCACGUACACCCAGUCUCUAGAGCAGCUGCUUAAUUCUCCUGAAACCAAACUUGAGCCUCCUUUGUGGCAUGCGGAAUUUACCAGAGAAGAAUUGGUUCAGAAGCUCAGCUCCACUACAAAGAGUGCAGAUCACUUAAAUGGCCUGCUUCGAGAAACGGAGGCAACGAAUGCAGUUCUUAUGGAACAAAUCAAGCUUCUCAAAAGUGAAAUAAGAAGAUUGGAAAGGAACCAGGAGAGAGAAAAGUCCGUGGCUAACCUGGAAUACUUGAAGAACGUCUUGCUUCAGUUCAUUUUCCUGAAACCAGGAAGUGAAAGAGAGAGGCUCCUUCCUGUUAUAGACACAAUGUUGCAACUCAGCCCUGAAGAAAAAGGAAAACUUGCUGUAAUUGCUCAAGGUGAGGAAGAAAAUACUUCCCGUUCUUCUGGCUGGGCGUCCUAUCUGCACAGUUGGUCUGGACUUCGGUAGAUUGAUGGAAAGAAAAUUAUUUGCGAACCAAAUGGAACCCAUUGGCAAAAAUGGUUCACAUAUCUAGCUGUCAUUCUUUUGUCAGAAAGUGUAUCCAUAGGUUCACGUCCUCAUAUACCAGGACGUGUAUGUGGAAAAUGUGUUUCAAGAGCCUCGGCUUGAAGUCCACUGCUGUCUGACACAACACAGCAGAGACCACGGUUCUGUGGUCUCCCUACACAACUCCAGAACGAAAACAUGAAGACUGGGUUCCCCUCCGCCCCGGUACCUCGGGACUCGCCCAUUUCUAGGCAGUACUGUGAAUUUUGAAGCUUAACUAAAUUUUAAUACAUCCCAACUGGAAUUUAAGCUUUUUAAGUAGUGUUUCAAGGCUGUUCAUUGCAGAUAGGUUGUUAUUGUAAAUUGUUGAGAAAAUUUGGGAAAUAGAAUGUGAAGGAAAUUAACUUAUAUUUAUCAAAGGAUUAUGAAGUAAACAUGUUCCAGUUAAUUAUUGUGAUGCUUAAGUUAAAUUACAAUUUAGUUAUUUACCUUACACUUUUCUCUCUAAAGUACUUUAUCUCAGAACUCCCUAUGUAGUUGUAACACUGAGUAGUCGGGACCACACCUCAGUAGGGUGAUUUCAUGGUGUCUCUCCAGGCUCCUGACAGGGUACGCUGCUUGCAAGCCAUGAGUCUGUUUUGAGAAUACUCUGUAUCCCCAGAUAAAAGCACCUCAGAACAGUGACUGUCCUGCCCAGCACUGUGAAUGACUGAAGCAGGUGUUUCCAGGAUCCCGGCAGUGUUAGUCCCUAAACUUUCUGUCAGUGGGAAUUCUAGGGAGACACCUUGGAGGUCAGUGCUACGUUUUCACAAUUCCUGGCAGUAACCCCAAAUGGUGGUGUUACUUCCAUUUGACACCUAGAUGUAUUUGACUAGCUCUAAACUGUGUUCUUAAAAUCAAAUUUGAAAAUUCUACUUUUAAUAUUUGUUAAUAAAUCACCAUACAGUAUGCUUUCUGAAGUUUUUAGUCUUCUAAUUUAUGCUCUAAUUUUGAGACUUAGCUGAAGAACUGAUUUUUUUGUUUUACUUCAAUUACACAAAAGAACAUCAGUUUCCAAAUUUGCUUAACCAGAAUUUGCUGCUGACAGGUUGAGUUUCUUUAAGAAAAUAUCUCCUCUGUCUUUGCUCCUGUCUUAGAAGAGCAGACCUAACUAGUGAAUGUAUUAAUAAAAGUGCAUCUAUUUCAAAGCUGACUUUAAAAGUUUAGUUUUUUUACUUUAUAAACUGUGAAUAUGAGUAUGCCAGCAGCAUACAAUGUAACUGUAAUAUUUAAAUAAAUUUUACUUCAUCUUUGACAAGCCUUUCGCAGUCUGUACAAACGUGUUUGAAAAUACAGCCUCAAAUUAUGAAUGUGAUAGCAAAUGCUUUUUUGCAUGGUGAAAAAUUACUACUUUGAUUAGAAAAGGCGCACUCUUUGAUAGCUUUAGCCCUGAGGAAACGCGGUGAUUAUUUUAAUAAAUAUGUUUCACUGUAUAUUACAUUCCAGUGGCUAGUCUUCGUCAGACACUGUCUCUCCGGGGUUUUAAGCUGAUUAUGACUUGGAAUUGCAGACUCUUCCUAAACAAUUAGGACCUGUUGGCUAGUCGAGUUGGCACAGACUGACUUCAUCAUGUGCCUGUAGCCCGUGGUGUCCUCUGUCUGACAUCCUGCUUCAGCUGAGACUGGAAGCAACAUAGGUAGGCAUUGGCCUUUCACAAAAUGGACCAAGAUUCCCCCGGGGCAGUUGCCAGCCUAAGGGUGACCUCAGUUCACGGGAUUUUUUCCGUGAGGGGCAGAAGCCACUAACUCCUCUUGGAGUUUGGCCUGUGAAAUGGGGAUGGACAGAGCAGAGGGAGAGAGAAGCAAAGGUACCACAAGAAAAAGGGAUCGAGCUGACCUGUGAACACCACAGCCAGGCUGAGUAGUUGAUGAGUAAGUGGUUUCUGUUAGCAUAUUGUUGUGUUUUCCUGCAUCGAGCCCUUACUAACUUAUUUUUCAUCAUUUCUAAUUGCUCAGAGCUGGGUCUCUAAUCCAGUGUCCUGACCAUUGCAGUUCUCACUGAAACAUUUUUAUAAACAUUUUUAUGCUCAAAAACUAUUUACCAGGAUAAAUUUAUAUCAUCAAAAUGUACUUUUUUAUAUUUUUAUUUAUUUUGAGAGAGUUACAGAGAGAAAGAGGGAGAGACGGAAAGGUCUUCCAUCACUCGUUCACUCCUCAAAUGGCCACAACUGCUGGAGAUGGGCCGAUCUGGAGCCAGGAGCUUCUUCCAGGUCUCCCACGUGGGUGCAGGGGCCCAAGAACUGGGGUCAUCCUCUACCACUUUCACAGCAGAGAGCUGAAUCAGAUGAGGACUGGCCUGGAGUGGAACCAUGCGCAUAUGGAAUGCCAACACCACAGGGGAGGCUUAGUACUAGGUAGGCCACAGCACCGGCCCCCUCAAAAUGCAUUAUUAAAGGAGACUGUAAGCGCUCAGCUUCCCGUUCUGCUGAGAACAGUACAGUGAUUUAACGCCCAUUGUUACGUAAUUAUUAAUAGCACCCUCUUUCACUCUCGGAAGACUCCAGCUGAGAAAGUACGUGUCCGUGCCACCCGCCAACACAGGAAAUACAAAGAUGACAGAAGGCGUUCAGACAACGAAAUCAUCUGGAGUAUAUUCCCUCUACCGGAGCUUUGUCCAGCUUUGUCCACCUGGCUAGGAAUAGCAAUGCUACAGAUUUAUCAGUAAAGAGAAGAUUGUGAUGGGAUUUUUUUCUUUCUCGGUGAUCAGUCAUACAAACAGUAGGAUGAACAUAGCGUGCAUUUGUAAUAGUUCAAUGAGCUCACAUGGACCCACCAGUCAGCUCAAAAAGUAAAUACUGGGAGAGGAUGGCCCAAGUGCUUGAGCCCCUGCACCUGCAUGGGAGACUGGGAGAAAGCCCAGGCUCCUGGCUUCAGAUCGGUGCAGCUCCAGCUGUUGCGACCAUUUGGGGAGUGAACCAAUGGAAGGAAGACUCUCUCUCUCUCUCUCUCUCUCUCUCUCACUCUUACUGUCUGUAACUCUACCUGUCAAAUAAAUAAAUAAAAUCUUCAAAAAAAAAAAAAAAA